CCCAAUUUUUUUCAAAAAAAGAAAAAAAAAACAAAAAACAAAAAACCCUAAUUAUGGCAAUAUUCAAACCUCUUUAUCUUCUAACCCUAAUCUUCAUCUUUGUCCUAAUUUGUCCCAUUGCUCAUUCCAUAAUAGAUCUUUCGAAAUCGCCAUUCAACUUUAUCGAAAACCUUCAAGGAUGCCACCAAGGCAACUCAACCCAAGGUGUUAAUAAGCUCAAACUCUACCUACAAGAAUUUGGCUAUCUCAAGUAUGAUAACCAAAUCGACAACGAUGUAUUUGACGCCAACCUUGAAUCCGCCCUAAAACUCUACCAAGAAAAUUUCAACCUUAGGCCCACCGGCACAUUGGAUGCCGCAACAGUAGCUCAAAUGACCGCCCCACGGUGUGGAGUCCCCGACAUCAUCGAUGGAGAGAACACAAUGCUAGAACAUAACCAUUACCAUGCAUCGUCUAAAUCCAUCCACACCGUUGCACAUUAUACCUUCUUCCCCAAUCGCCCACGUUGGCCAUGUAAUAAAGCGCGUUUAUCCUACAGGUUCAUCCCCAACACUCGUCCAGAUGCAAUUACGGCGGUAGAUCAAGCAUUCCAACAAUGGGAUAUUUAUACACGGUUCAGCUUCUUUCGUGUUUCUAGUGCACCAUCGGAUAUUGUCAUCGGGUUUUACUCAGGGAACCAUGGAGACGGGGCCCCAUUCGACGGGCCAGGGGGAGUCUUAGCCCAUGCCUUUGCGCCAACUAAUGGAUGGUUUCAUUACGACGCAGCUGAAAAUUGGGUAAAUGGAGCUGUUCCUAAUGGAUUCGACAUGAAAACUGUCGCGAUACACGAGAUUGGGCAUUUGUUGGGGCUCGGACACAGCCAAUAUCAGUCUGCAAUCAUGUUCCCUUCCAUCUCAUCUGGAACAACCAAAGGUAUUGGCCAGGAUGAUAUUGAUGGAAUACGUGAUUUAUACAGAGCAUGCCCGUAAUCAAACAAGUAACCUUAAUUGGGAUGAAGAUAAAAAAUAACUGCUUGAUGCUAUAUCGAACAACAACUGAAUAAAAAAUAUAGAACAUGUAUACAAGUUAUACUAACACGUACAUGUGUUGUGGCAAUAAGAUAUAUAUAUAUAUAUAUAUAUAAUUUAUGUAUGGAUAUAGUGUGAAAACUUGUGUGUUAUAUGUUUGUGUCAUGUGGUCGAGUGUUUAAGAAUUAAUGGUAUAUUUUGCAUCUUUAUAAAGAUGUAAAUAACAUUAGUUUCUUGUUGAAUAUAGAUGUUAAAUAAAACACCUUGUGUUGUUUUCUUCUCUCUUUCUAUGUAUUUCUUAUGUUACA
This is a messenger RNA of Andrographis paniculata, 1315 nucleotides long. RefSeq names its product metalloendoproteinase 3-MMP-like. Gene Ontology annotation, biological process: extracellular matrix organization; collagen catabolic process; proteolysis. The transcript is spliced from 2 exons. Gene Ontology annotation, molecular function: metalloendopeptidase activity; zinc ion binding. Gene Ontology annotation, cellular component: extracellular matrix. The record is from RefSeq and is a predicted model, not a curated record. Bases 54 to 968 code for a protein of 304 amino acids. NCBI's taxonomy places the organism in Eukaryota, Viridiplantae, Streptophyta, Magnoliopsida, Lamiales, Acanthaceae.